GAAGCAUACAAGAUCUUCUUCUUCCAAUGCUACAGUUGGGAACAUUGAAAAUGAGUACAUCAGAAAUCUUCAGCAACAGAUUUAUUUCCUUGAAUUGGAAGCUAACUAUCUACGUGAGCAGGCACGAAAAGCUUCAGCAAUCCCUCCUCGAGUCACUGAGGAAGCAGACCGUAUGAUGCGGAAGCUGAGGGAUCUUCAGGCUCAGGUGGAUGAACGAUCUUCUGAUGUCGUCAGGAAAGAGUCGCAAAUGAACAUGUUGGAAGCUGAGAAAGAUGCCGCAGUCAAAAGGCUUAGAGAUGCUGAAGAGUCACAUGCAGCCGAAAAGCGACAGUUGGUAAAUGAGGUAGUGUCACUGAAAAAGAUGUCUGACCUUCAUGAGCGUGAUUGUGCCAGACGAGACCUACAGGUUCAUCAAUACAAGAAUGAAGCUGAUAAAGGACUCACUGCUUUACAAGAAGCAGAGAGAAAAGUACAGAACUAUAGAAUAGAGCUUGACCACAAGACCGAGGAUUUAAACAAUCUAAGAAUCGAGUUGGAAGAGAAGAGAGCAGAAUGCUUGAAGCUGAAGACACAACUACAAGAAAUGGAUGAUAAGUACUUCGACUCGCAAGCUAAAACAAAAGAGGAAUUAGGACGGGCACUCAGGGAAGAAAUACGCCAGCUUAGGUUGCAGUUGAAAGAGAAGGAAAUCAACGCCGAACAGGACAGAAGCUUGAGAAACAAGAUUCAAGAUGACUGCACGGCGUUGAUAAAAGAGAACGCCGCUAUAUCAGCCCAAGUUGUAGAACUAAGAAAACAGCUAGAUAUGGUAAGUUUAAUACAGCUCUUAAAAUUUUAGUAAGUUGUUAUUUCCAUGUU
Molecule: messenger RNA, 858 nt
Organism: Orbicella faveolata
Lineage: Eukaryota; Metazoa; Cnidaria; Anthozoa; Scleractinia; Merulinidae
Source: RefSeq, a predicted model, not a curated record